Mytilus californianus (California mussel) is the source of this 1805-nucleotide messenger RNA. RefSeq lists its product as uncharacterized. The record is from RefSeq and is a predicted model, not a curated record. Lineage: Eukaryota; Metazoa; Mollusca; Bivalvia; Mytilida; Mytilidae. The transcript is spliced from 3 exons. The coding region runs from base 26 to 481 and encodes 151 amino acids.
UUCAACAUCAGGAUUCCUGAAACAGAUGUACAGAAAAAGGAUGAUAACUUCAAAAAAUAUUCAAACACCUGAAGUUAAUGGUGACGAAAGCGCGCAUUAUGCAGAAAUAAUUCAAACUGAUGACAUACUUGACACAGGACAAGGAAAUAAUGACCAGAGUAUUGCAUUGGCUGAUAGAAUACGUGUAGUGGUGAAAAAUAGAGAUAUAACCAAUGUGCCUGAAGAUCAUUUUUCAACAAUAUCGGAUAAUGAUGCCAAUGGUUCAGAUAUUUUGGACGAUGGUUAUGAAAAGCCAUACUCCACACUGAUGGAAAUUGAUAGAGAUGACUACGAACAUGUUUAUCUCUCUGUAAGAAACAACUUAACCAAUGAAAAUUCAACCUUUUUAGAGAAUACUGCUUCUGGAAAUUCUUCUGGAUUCACAGAAGUGCAUUAUAUACCCGAUAAAACAAAAUCGUUUAGUUAUCGAAUGACUUUCUGAAAAAUGUGAAUUUGAGUUAUGCUGAAAAUAAUUCUAACGGAAGAGACAAUGAUUUUCAGCGGCCAUACUUUUAUAAACAAAAUGAUACAGUAGAAUACAUUAACUUGUCACUUAAACAAUAAAGUAAUAAUUUGAAUGCCUGAAUUUCAAUAUGAAAUAUGAUAGCAUUUCCUAAAUUUGGACAUUGUUCUCAUGUUUUAUUUCGGCUAUAAGUCUUGGGUCAGUAGAUAUAAGUAAAAGCCUGAUUUCAUCAAGGAGAAAACUCCAUCUGUCAUUUGUUAUAACCACACUAAAUACGUAUUGCAACCAAAUCACGAGAGGGUAUUAAAGACCUUCACCCUCAAGGGCGUAAAUUUCUCUAUUGCUUUAAUUCACGUCUAUAUAAAAGUACAAUACUACAAUUAUAACUACCGAAAAUCUUGGCAACGUAAACAACGAGCAACGUGUUGGAGAUGUAGCUAAAGACCCGAAAUAUCAAGUUCUGCAACCCAUCAAUUAGAAACCAAUAUAAACAGUUAAGGACUUUGCCAGAAAAUAGCUUUAGUGGAUGCAUAAUGAAUCAUAACUUUACACUUUUUUUUCAAUGGACCAAAUUUCUUUGGUCUUGAUGUGAGAAGUCCAUAAGAAAAGCGUAAUAUUCAAUUAUUACGCGGGUUUCUCUCCUUUUUAAACCAACAGCAAAUUUAUGAAUUCCACUCAUACACCACAUGAUUCAAAUGAAGCGAUAUAUUUCAGAAAUAUUAAUCCUUAAUCCGUCAUUCUCUCUUCUGGUAUUAACAUAUAAAAGGACAAUGGAAGAUUUGUUUUUUUUUUAAACUACAAGAAAAUGCCUUAUCUGAGAAACUAUGUAUAUAUUGUGGAUUUGAUUUCGUUGUUUAGCUGAAGUUAGCAUAGAAGCCAAUAUAAAAUUAAUAACAAUUCAAUUCGUGGUUCAACUGUACUCCCGAAUGCACGAAUAGUAUUAACCAAAGAGUACUAAUGAAGCCACAUUAAUGUCAUCAAUAUUCAAGAGUGUUUUCAUUUUAACACGAAGAAACAAAAAAGUAUUAACAAAAAUACCGAAAUCCAAUGUAAAUUCAAUAAUGGUGAAGUCCAUAAAACACAACAAAUUUUAAUCUGUUUCGAUUGAAAUCCAGACAGGCACAGCACAAUAGUGUUGUCAACUGGUAGACCAUUGUAUUGUUUCAUCCUGAAACGAAAGUUGUUUCCCGACACAGGACAUUUAGCAAAAAAGUUUUGAAUUGUCUUAUAAUAAGUGUAUAUAUAUACAUGUGAAAUAUAAUAAUAUUUUGUAUACUAUUAACAAUAAAGAUGAUAGUUUCAA